Molecule: messenger RNA, 2760 nt
Organism: Eruca vesicaria subsp. sativa (arugula)
Lineage: Eukaryota; Viridiplantae; Streptophyta; Magnoliopsida; Brassicales; Brassicaceae
Source: the annotation of a GenBank genome assembly
AUCACAUCAACAACUCUUCAAGUCAUAUUACUAUUCCAAAAAGAUACAGAAAGAAAGAAAAUAAAAACUUCCCCAUUGGCGAUUUGAGCUGCUAGGAAACUAGUAAAAAACAAAGAAAGGUUUAUAAUGGCUUCAAGGAAGUUUGAAGAAGAAGAAGAUAGAAGCAUUCGUUUGCAGGUGUCAGAGCUUCAUAAAUUGGAGGAAGCUAGAGGCUCAAACGACACCGUAUUCGAUCUCAGAACCAGCAUAGAGAAAGAAAACAGCGGCGAAACCGCAGACGCAGCUUCCGUCUCCUCCGCGACCGCGUUUCGCAGAAAAUCAAAUAUCCCCGCCCCAGAGAAGAAGCUAACGCUGUUCGCCCUCCAACUCGCGAUCCUCGAGAAAACAGCCACCGGAAUCGGAACCCUAGGCUUCAUCUGGGCCACGGUGGUCCUCCUAGGCGGCUUCGCGAUCACACUCGACCCCUCCGACUUCUGGUUCAUCACCAUCAUCCUCCUCAUCGAAGGCGCCAGAAUCUUCAGCCGAAGCCACGAGCUCGAGUGGCAGCACCAAGCCACGUGGACCAUCGCCGGCGUCGGAAUCACCAGCUUCCGCGCUCUCCGCUCAUCCUCCGCCUCGAUUCUCCGAUUUCUACGAAUCAAAUCGAGAGAAUCAACAACGACGGUUGCAAGAGACUGUUCUUCCGCCACGUGGCGGAAGAACAACUCAGAAGACGCGCACGUGCCUCCUCUACUUCCGUACGCGAGAUGGUUCUUCAUCUCCAGCACUGUGAGUCGUCUCCUCUACUGGCUACAGCUUCUCUCCGCGACGGCUUGUGUGGCUUUGUCUUCGUACAAGCUCGUGAGGCAUAACUAUGGAGAUGUUCAUAAAGGAGAUACUGAUAAGAGGAAUAGACAGUCUGCUCUAAAUAUAUUCUACUCGCUUGCGUUGGCUGAGGCGUUGCUGUUUCUUGCUGAGAAAGCUUAUUGGGAGUGGAGAGUGAGUGUUUGUAAUUUGCUUGAGAAUGUGACGAGAGAGUGUGAGUUUGGGGUUACUGGUUUGGUUUCGAUUAAGAGGUUUUUCUAUGAUUCUUACUCCAAGUGUGUUAAUGGGAGUAUCUUUGAUGGGUUGAAGAUGGAUAUUGUGAGUUUUGGUAUGGAGCUUUUGGGAUCGAAUUCGUGUGAUGAGCAGCUUAUUGGGGUUAGGAUACUUAGACAGUUUGCUGUUAAUGAACGGUAUUCGGAGGAGACGCUUGAGAAGAUUGGAAUUAACUUCCCUGUUGUUGAAAGGUUGGUAGAGAUGCUGAACUGGAAAGAUCUGCAGGAGGAAGAGAUUAGGAGAUCAGCUGCUGAGAUACUAUCGAAACUCGCUGGCAAAAAGCAGAACUCUUUGAGAGUAGCUGGGAUCUCUGGUGCAAUGGAAUCGAUUUCUUCGUUACUUGAGAGUACGAGAUCAUUAGGUGAAGCUCCUGAUGAGAUUGGAGAGAAGAAAGUGUUUCAUGAGCAUGAUCUACACUAUGAUUUCUGUAGAUUUAACAAUUUGGGACUCUUGAUUCUGAAGAAGUUAGCUAAAGAUCAUGAUAACUGUGGGAAGCUAGGCAACACGAGGGGUCUUCUCCCGAAGAUUAUUGAUUUCACACACGUGGACCAAGUUCUGUUGUGGGAGGAGAACGCAGACGUUGCUAGGUCACAGAUUCUGACGUUGAAAAGGUCGUUGCAGCUGGUGAAAAUGUUAGCUAGUACGACAGGGCACACGGGGAAGUGCCUCAGGAGGGAGAUCUCAGAGAUUGUUUUCACAGUGAGCAACGUGAGGGAUGUCUUGAGACACGGAGGGAGAUACCCGAAGCUGCAGAAGCUCGGGAUAGGGAUAUUGACUAACCUUGCGCUUGACACGGAAGCUAGGGAGAGAAUUGGUGGAACGGGUGGUGUUUUGAAAGAGUUGUUCAACAUUUUCUUUAAAACACACGGAGACGAUGGGAAUCAGGGAUGUGUGAGGAUAGCUGCAGGAGAAGCUAUAGCGAUGCUUGUGUUGGAGAGCAGAGGUAACUGCCUCCAUGCUCUUAGACUUGGAGUGAUGGGAAGACUUGUGGAAGCACUUGAAGUUCCUUUGAUCCGUGUCAACGCUGCAAGAGUGUUGAGAAACUUGUGCUUAUACUCUGGGGAUGACUGCUUUCAUGACUUGAAGUUCGUUAAAGCAGCAGCACCUACGGUGUUGAAGUCAAUCACAUCAGAAGACAACAAAUUACAGGAAGUGAUGGUGGGAUUAGCAGCACAAGUGUUUAGAUUCAUGAGUCCAGAAGACUCGAGCUAUGUAUUCAUGAAUUCAGGGAUAGAGAGACAUGAACUGGCCUACUCGUUGGUCUCAAUUCUUAGAAAACACGACAAACCAGCGAUUAAGGUGCCAAGAAUCAGGAGAUUUGUGAUCGAGCUAGCGGUUUGGAUGAUGGAAGAUGACGUGGAGAAUAAUGUAUUGGUGUUCAGAGAGUUGGGUCUGGAGAAGGAGCUUGAGAAGGUUCUAGAAACUACUGCUGAGCUUGAGAACUUCGAUGUUUUCUCCGGAACUGUUGGAGUGAGCCGUCAUAGUAGAACGGUCCACUCUCUAGCUGAGCUAGCCUUGAAAAUUCUUGAGGAAAACUGAACCAUAAACAACCAUCCUGCAAGAAAAAGAUCUCAGAGCUCUGCAUUAGAGCUUUUAUUAUGACUCAUUGUUUUGCAAGGAGAACAAAUAAAAAUGUACAAAUGUGAUGGUUAUGCAAUACAUUAUUUAAUUUAUUGAUUUGAA